GAACUGUAAGCCAACAGAAUAUAUCAUCAAGGACAUUAGAUCUUUCCAAGAAAUCAUUGACGACAGUUUCUGAGGAGGAUUUACAAGAAAUUACGUUUGAACCAUCAACUGUAUUACUUGGAUUUAAUCUACUUCAGACUAUCCCUAUUAGUUUUAAAUUAUUUAGAACAAAUAUUACAUGUUUUCAAUUGGAUCACAACAAGUUUACUACUUUUCCAACAUUUGAAGAUAAGUCUAUAGUUUUUCCGAACGUGAGCAGGUUGGAUUUGUCAGCAAAUCAGCUUACCUCCUUACCUGAUGACUCCCAACAAACGCCAUUUCCAAAUUUACAAGUUCUUAACGUUAACAAUUGUCGAAUUGAAUCGUUACCAACAAAAUUUCCAUUUCCUAAACUGACAACUUUUCUUGCCACAUCCAAUUUACUUACAUCUAUUACUCCAUCGACCUUUGAAAAUAUGGAGGUGGUUGAUAUUUCUAACAAUAACAUCAAUUUUUUACCACCCCUAUUGGGUGAUAUUACAACCAUCAAGACAUUACUUGUUGAGGGUAAUUCAUUUCGAGUUCCAAGGUACACAAUAGUACAGCAAGGUACAACCGCCAUCAUGGAAUAUUUACGAGGAAGGAUUCCACGAUAA
This is a messenger RNA of Dentiscutata heterogama, 635 nucleotides long. The record is from the annotation of a GenBank genome assembly. NCBI's taxonomy places the organism in Eukaryota, Fungi, Glomeromycota, Glomeromycetes, Diversisporales, Gigasporaceae.